This is a messenger RNA of Octopus bimaculoides (California two-spot octopus), 1878 nucleotides long. RefSeq lists its product as uncharacterized. The record is from RefSeq and is a predicted model, not a curated record. Lineage: Eukaryota; Metazoa; Mollusca; Cephalopoda; Octopoda; Octopodidae.
UUAUAUGAAUGACAUCCGAGUGGAAAGCAAGCCAUAACAAGUCUUGGACGGCGUUCAGUGAACAUCCAGAAAAAAUUAUUGGUUGAAGUUAUUAAGUGUUACUUAAGAAAACCCAAAGCCUGAGUUACGGUCUGUGUUUUCAUUCACACACUGUACUGGCAGGUGUGAGAGGUAAAGCAUACCUAUACAAUUACCUGUUCAUUACGAAAUCGGCGAAUACUGAACAUUAAGAAAUUGGCGAAUACUGAACAUUAUGGUACUUCAAAGAAAUCGACUACCCUUGAUCCUCCUUACCCUUGUUGUACAAAGCUUAUUCAUCUCAAAUGUGUUAUGCGAAGAAAAGAGGAAUCUGGACUCAGUUGGUUCCGGCCUUAUUAAAAGAAAUUUGGAUUCAGUCGGCUCUGGAUUAAUUAAAAGACAAUUAGACUCUGUUGGGUCUGGACUUAUUAAAAGGCAGCUGGAUUCGGUCGGGUCGGGUCUGAUCAAGCGACAACUGGACUCUGUUGGAUCUGGAUUGAUCAAGAGAAAAUUUGAAGAUGGAAGUGAGUUUGAAGAAAUACCAUUAGACAAUAUUGAAGAAGAUGCUCUUAAACGGCAGUUAGAUUCUGUAGGAGCUGGACUAAUCAAAAGACAGCUGGAUUCAGUUGGGUCUGGGCUCAUUAAAAAGAACUUGGAUUCUGUCGGCUCUGGAUUAAUUCGAAGAAAUUUUGACACUGUUGGGUCUGGACUUAUUAAAAAGAACUUGGAUUCUGUCGGCUCCGGAUUAAUUCGCAGAAAUUUGGAUUCUGUUGGAUCUGGAUUAAUUCGCAGAAAUUUCGAUACUAUUGGGUCUGGCCUUAUCAAAAAGAAUUUGGAUUCUGUCGGUUCAGGAUUAAUUCGCAGAAAUUUCGAUACUGUUGGAUCUGGACUUAUUAAAAAGAAUUUGGAUUCUGUCGGUUCAGGAUUAAUUCGCAGAAAUUUCGAUACUGUUGGAUCUGGACUUAUCAAAAAGAAUUUGGAUUCUGUCGGCUCCGGAUUAAUUCGUAGAAAUUUUGAUACUGUUGGGUCUGGACUAAUUAAAAAGAAUUUGGAUUCUGUCGGUUCUGGAUUAAUUCGCAGAAAUUUGGAUUCUGUCGGCUCCGGAUUAAUUCGUAGAAGUUUUGAUACUAUUGGGUCUGGACUUAUUAAAAAGAAUUUCGACUCUGUCGGCUCUGGAUUAAUUCGUAGAAGUUUUGAUACUAUUGGGUCUGGACUUAUUAAAAAGAAUUUGGACUCUGUCGGCUCUGGAUUAAUUCGUAGAAAUUUUGAUACUGUUGGGUCUGGACUAAUUAAAAAGAAUUUGGACUCUGCUGGAUUAAUUCGUAGAAAUUUUGAUACUGUUGGGUCUGGACUAAUUAAAAAGAAUUUGGACUCUGUCGGCUCCGGAUUAAUUCGUAGAAAUUUGGAUUCUGUUGGAUCUGGGCUUAUUAAAAAGAAUUUGGACUCUGUCGGUUCUGGGCUCAUCAAAAGGCAGCUAGACUCCGUAGGAUCUGGUCUUAUUCGAAGGAAUUUUGACACUGUUGGAUCUGGACUUAUUAAAAAGAAUUUGGACUCUGUCGGCUCUGGAUUAAUACGAAGGAAUUUGGACUCUGUUGGGUCCGGGCUUAUCAAAAGACAACUAGAUUCUGUUGGAUCAGGUUUGAUUAAAAGAAAUUUCGAUUCUGUUGGAUCUGGUCUAAUCAGGCGGAGAUUUGAAACAGCACAAAAUGGUUUACUGGCAAGACUAACAGAAUGUUUGUAUCAUGCUGACAAGAAGAGUAAAUGCCUUCUUAGAAUGGAAUAGACCAACAAACGCCAUGACAAAGGAAAAAAAAAACACGAUGACACAAAAGCGGAAAUUUAAACAACACAAAAGAAAUU